This is a messenger RNA of Megachile rotundata (alfalfa leafcutting bee), 1664 nucleotides long. It is a transcript of the gene Smu1, whose product is annotated as Smu1 spliceosomal factor. Gene Ontology annotation, molecular function: protein binding. The record is from RefSeq and is a predicted model, not a curated record. Gene Ontology annotation, biological process: mRNA splicing, via spliceosome. NCBI's taxonomy places the organism in Eukaryota, Metazoa, Arthropoda, Insecta, Hymenoptera, Megachilidae.
UAAUAUUGUAGAAAAUGUCAAUUGAAAUUGAAUCUGCAGAUGUGAUUCGUUUGAUACAGCAAUAUCUCAAAGAAUCGAACCUUGUCAAAACGUUGCAAACAUUACAGGAAGAGACUGGCGUGUCAUUGAAUACAGUAGAUAGUGUAGAUGGUUUUGUAGCAGAUAUAAAUAAUGGACAUUGGGAUACAGUGUUGAAAGCUAUACAAUCGUUAAAAUUACCCGAUAAGAAGCUUAUUGAUUUAUAUGAGCAGGUCGUUUUGGAAUUAAUUGAAUUACGAGAAUUAGGAGCAGCUCGAUCAUUAUUAAGGCAAACAGAUCCUAUGAUUAUGAUGAAACAACAGGAACCUGAAAGAUAUAUUCAUUUAGAAAAUUUACUUGCUCGUUCAUAUUUUGAUCCACGUGAAGCAUAUCCUGAUGGAAGUACAAAAGAGAAACGAAGAGCUUAUAUAGCUACUGCUCUUGCUGGCGAAGUGUCAGUAGUACCAUCUAGUAGAUUACUUGCAUUAUUAGGACAGGCAUUAAAAUGGCAACAACAUCAGGGUUUACUUCCACCUGGUACUACAAUAGAUUUAUUCAGAGGAAAAGCAGCAGUACGAGAUCAAGAAGACGAGAAGUAUCCAACACAGCUUUCAAAACAAAUUAAAUUUGGUCAGAAGUCUCACGUGGAAUGUGCACGCUUCUCACCUGAUGGUCAAUAUUUAGUUACUGGUUCUGUUGAUGGGUUUAUUGAAGUAUGGAAUUUUACAACUGGUAAAAUUAGAAAGGAUUUAAAGUAUCAAGCUCAAGAUAACUUUAUGAUGAUGGAACAAGCAGUAUUGUCAAUGUCAUUUAGUCGUGACAGUGAAAUGUUAGCUGGUGGUGGACAAGAUGGAAAAAUAAAAGUAUGGAGAGUUCAAAGUGGACAGUGCUUAAGGAGGUUUGAGAAAGCACAUUCUAAAGGUGUUACAUGUCUUCAGUUCAGUAGAGAUAAUAGCCAAAUUUUAUCUGCAUCGUUUGAUACUACUAUAAGGAUACAUGGUCUCAAAUCUGGGAAAACUUUGAAAGAAUUUCGGGGACAUGCUUCUUUUGUAAACGAAGUAGUUUUUUCUCCAGAUGGACAUAAUAUAAUAAGUGCAUCAUCAGAUGGAACAGUAAAAGUUUGGAGUUUGAAAACAACAGAGUGUAUAGGUACAUACAAAUCUUUAGGGGCUGCAGAUUUAACUGUAAAUAGCAUACAUCUUCUUCCUCGAAAUCCAGAACAUUUUGUUGUGUGCAACCGUUCGAAUACAGUAGUUAUUAUGAAUAUGCAAGGACAAAUAGUAAGAUCGUUUUCCAGUGGUAAACGAGAAGGGGGUGAUUUUGUGUGUACAGUUGUAAGUCCACGUGGUGAAUUUAUUUAUUGUGUUGGUGAAGAUCUUGUACUUUAUUGCUUCUCUACUUCAUCAGGAAAACUUGAAAGAACUCUGAACAUACAUGAAAAAGAUGUUAUUGGUUUGACACAUCAUCCUCACCAAAAUCUUUUGUGUUCUUAUAGCGAAGAUGGGCUUUUAAAAUUGUGGAAGCCAUAAUGUAAUUACAAAAUAUGUAUAUAUUAAAAUUUUUUUUAUAAUUGUAAUAUUUUAUUUCAUGAUAUAAUUAUGCAUUUUCACUUACCAUUUUUUGAAAUAAAAAAUGUUAAAAUAUAA